AUGACGACAUCAUCGAUUCCAACGCUGCUCAUCGUGAUGGGAACGUCCGGCUCCGGGAAAUCGACGGUAGGAUCCGCACUGUCAAGCGCUCUUUCCUGUCCCUUUGUCGAUGGAGAUGAUCUGCAUCCACCGAGCAACGUCGAAAAGAUGUCCCGGGGUCAGCCUUUGAACGAUGCGGACCGGGAACCUUGGUUGCUUCGCAUUCGACAAACCGGGUUGCAACUGGCUACCUCCCAAACCGAAUCCCCCAUCAGUCCCAAAAAGAGCGAGAUUGGAAAGGUCGCUGAAGUUCUCGAGACGUCUUCCACGACAAAAACUUCGACCGAUCACGUCGUCGCUACCACCCGCGGUCAAGUAGGCGAGAAUGAGGUCAAGGGACCCAGUAAGCAUCUUGCCGUCAUCGCGUGUUCCUCCCUCAAACUCAUCUACCGUCGACUACUUCGCGGAACCAUUUCUUCUCUACAAGAUCCGAAAGCGCUGCAGAGCGAACAGGAACAACCGAAGGAUUUGAGGGUAGUGCACGUGUAUCUCGAUCUAACGCGGGAAUUGUUGGAGGAGAGAAUGUCGAAUCGAAAAGGACACUUUAUGAAGCUCGACAUGUUGUACAGUCAAUUGGAUACGCUGCAGGUUCCAGAUGAGGAGGCAGAGAUGGGCGUGGUGAGGGUAAAGGUGGAGAGGCAGACGACGACGGACGAGAUCAUCGCGGAUGUGGUGGACAAGUUGAAGGACAAGAGCGUGAUUUGA
Molecule: messenger RNA, 744 nt
Organism: Pseudozyma hubeiensis SY62
Lineage: Eukaryota; Fungi; Basidiomycota; Ustilaginomycetes; Ustilaginales; Ustilaginaceae
Product: thermoresistant gluconokinase
Exons: 1
Coding region: 1-744 (247 amino acids)
Cellular component (GO): cytoplasm
Molecular function (GO): gluconokinase activity
Source: RefSeq, a predicted model, not a curated record